AUGUCGUGCCACCACAAUUGGGCCCUCAAGAAGGCUACCGUCUGGCAGUCGAGGCCACAUCCUCGAAUCCAAUCAACAGUCAUCAUCUUAUUGCGUCCGAACGCAUCGAUCUGCGUCAUCUGGGAAGAGCUCAUUGGCGGACCGAUGGUAUACUUCGAAAGGUGUCUGUCGCAAUAA
Messenger RNA from Alternaria burnsii, 177 nucleotides. RefSeq lists its product as uncharacterized. NCBI's taxonomy places the organism in Eukaryota, Fungi, Ascomycota, Dothideomycetes, Pleosporales, Pleosporaceae. The transcript has 2 exons. The record is from RefSeq and is a predicted model, not a curated record. The coding region runs from base 1 to 177 and encodes 58 amino acids.